Protopterus annectens (West African lungfish) is the source of this 1446-nucleotide messenger RNA. Its product is annotated as carbonic anhydrase-related protein 10-like. Lineage: Eukaryota; Metazoa; Chordata; Ceratodontiformes; Protopteridae. Gene Ontology annotation, molecular function: zinc ion binding; carbonate dehydratase activity. The record is from RefSeq and is a predicted model, not a curated record. The transcript is spliced from 8 exons. Bases 1 to 1038 code for a protein of 345 amino acids.
AUGUUUCUAGCUGCUUGGGAGGAAGACAUGUUAUUUGUUGAGAAUUGGUUCAAGAGGAUGGUACCUUUUUAUCGUCGAUUUGUGGACGAUGUGUUUCUCAUUUGGGAUGGGCCCACCGAUGAACUAACUGAGUGUAUAGUAAACUUUGUGGAUGUUUCUGUAUAUUUGACUGCCUUCCUUUGUUUUCAAUGUCUUUCAGGUCCUCCCUUCUGGGGUCUGGUGAACUCUGCCUGGAACCUUUGCACAGUCGGCAAACGACAGUCCCCAGUCAACAUCAACACCAGCCAUGUGGUCUUUGAUCCUUUCCUACCCCCUCUCAAAUUAAGCAUGGAAGGAAAUAAGAUCAGUGGAACAAUGUAUAACACAGGUCGCCAUGUUUCUUUCCGGCCCAGCAGAGAGCAGAUGGUGAAUAUUUCUGGAGGACCCCUGUUAUAUAACCAUCGCCUGGAAGAGGUCUUGCUGCAUUUUGGCAGUGAGGAUGGCCAUGGCUCUGAGCACCAGUUUAACAAGCAGACAUUUCCUGCUGAGGUACAGCUGGUCCAUUACAAUGAGGAACUGUACAGCAAUGUUACUGACGCAUCUCGGAGUCCCAACGGGCUGGCAGUCAUCACGCUUUUUGUAAAGGUCACCAACUCUUCCAAUCCCUUCUUGAAAAGAAUGUUAAGCAGAGAGACCCUCACCCGGAUUUCCUUCAGAAAUGAUGCACAUGUGGUAAAAGAUCUUAAUAUUGCCGAACUGUACCCUGAGACAUUUAGCUUUGUUACAUACCAAGGUUCGAUGACCACACCUCCCUGCUAUGAAACUGUGACAUGGAUAAUCAUUGAUAAACCACUGAGUAUCACAUCUGUACAGAUACAUAGCCUACGACUGCUGAGUCAGAACCAGCAAUCUCAAAUCUUUCAAAGUAUGAGCGACAACUUCCGGCCUGUGCAGCCUCUGAUGAAUCGUAGCAUACGAGCAAAUCUAGAUUUUCGCAGGCCUGGCAGAAAAUGCAGAGGGUCCAAUUAUAAACUUCAUGUUGAAACUACGAUGACCUAGGACAGACCCAACAGUCAAGAUAAGCCAUUAUAAUGGAUUUCAGUGGAUCAAGACCUCAUUCACUGAUUCUCCUUUUGUCCACAAAGAAUCUGUAUACAAGAAAAAAAGCACACGGAAGAAUUCAGUGCAUUCCAGUUUUCAGACUUUGCUUCCAACUUUGAUGGAGAAACUUUAGCUUUUGAAUGAAGUAAACAACCUUCUCCCAAUAGCAAUGCAACAGAAGUGAAGUAUCCAUAACAAAGACACCUGCCAUUUUGAACAGCAUGUUCUAACUUUAUCUUUUGCUACUUUUCUUUCCUAUAAAAAUACAAAAAGGACUAAAGCCAGAGAAAGAGACCUAGUAAUGUAUUGUUUUAAUGUAAAGCUUACAGCACACCUCUAUCUUUAAUAAAUUUCCCUCUGACAGCA